CUCGGGCGGGCCGUAAGCUCGUCGCUACUCGCGAGUCGACUCCCGCGCAAGCCGCACGCGCACCGCCGCGCACUACCGCCGACUAAUUGUUUUGUAAUUAAUAUUUUUAUUUUAUUUAAGUACAUUAUUAUCUAACUGUGCACUGUGAACUGAACUCUAAGUGUAUUGUGGUUGGAUUCUUUAAUCAAUUUUGGAUUUGUCUCGUUAACGCAAUAUCGAGACGUAACUUCUCAACUUAGUAAUACAAUGGGCUAGCGCUACUACUGGAACUCGAAGUCAAAAUGAACGAAAGUCGAGAGCGAAUCCGUCGUGAGCGAGAGAGGGAGAAGAACACAUAUACCUCUCCUCGUCUUGCGUUGCGUCGCGUGCUGCUAUUGGCUGAAGGAAGACAGUUUCGGGAAGCGGCAGCCAUUUUGUCCAGACUGGGGCCUGGAGUGCUGCAGAGUGUGGCUUCGGAACUGCCCAUAGAUUUGUUGGUGGAGGCGCUGCCUCAUUCAGCGCAUCUGAUUGAAACUCUUUUGAACAGACUUAUAUCCCUGGAAGUAACACCGCGACCUGACGUUCAAUGUGAGACGAUAGCAUGGCGUCUAGUCGGUCUGCUGGGGGCAGACCAGAGUUCUGGCUUAAGAGCCAGGACGUCUCGCCUGGCGAGCUCGCUUGUACACUACACGCCAGACACGAGAGAUGCCAUCGACGCAAGGAGGAGGCAGCUGGAUGCUGCUGUUCAAGGACUCGGCACGCACGGGCUGACAGCCGACGCGAGCGGUUCCUUGAUCUCCUUGCACGUGGCCUUGAAGAAUGAGCUGCAGCGCCACGUCGAUGUCUACAAGCAGGCUCUGCACAAGUUAGAAGAGCUGUCUCCAGUCACAAUCACACAAGACCCCGCAGCAUCAUCCCACCAGCGUCUCCUGGCGCUAUCACACGCUGACGUAGAGAGGCGGUUGAUCGACAACAAGUCCCUCCUCACGAUCGUCGACAAGCCAGCGCUGAGGCAGCUGCCGACCCUCGUGGAUGCCCUCUCUGCCAGGGUCGAGAGUGACAAGGCAGUGCUGGCUUGCAUUGGUCAGAUUAAGAGGAGUGAUCCUACGUUGGACUUGAAUGACACGAGCAUGGCGGAGUCGGGCUCGAAGGGAGGCACCACCAUGAGGCGGCGGAAGAAACUCACAGUAGUCCCCUGUGACUACGACGAGGGGCCAGUAGCUGGUGUGCUGAUGACGUACUCCCGAGGAUGCGCGGCAGUCCUCAGUCAGAUGUGUGAGGACCAGGGCACCAACACAGAGUCCACCACUCCUCGCUCCACCGACUCCGCCAGUGACGGCUACCAUUCGGAUAGUGAUGAUUCGCAGCAGCAUCCUGACAGAAGUAAGCUAGUAUCCCAGUACGCAGCAGUAUGGUCCCGAGCAGCCGACGAGGCGAUCCCCGCGCUCUCAGCGUUGGAGCCACUGCGCCACACGCCGCACCUCAAGUAUAAGAUCGUCUUCUCCGUCGUUGUUUUAUCGUUCCGCGCAGUCAUCAGUCUCCGCGACCGUCGUCUGAACGAGCUGAAGGCAAUGCUGGGAGUGGCGGAGGAGGGGACGCCGGAGCCCUGCGUCACGCGGCUCCUGGCUGCCGCCACCAGGGUGCUGCACUCCACUGCGCACAGCUUCCCGCUCGGAGAAGCUGAGCGAACUGUCAUCAAUCAGGUGGUGAGCACGCUGCGCGAGUACCCGUGCCUGUCGUCGUGCGCGGCGCUGCACGCGCUGGUGGCGGCUGCGUGUCGCGCCGCCUGGACCAUCAGCCUGCACUCCCCGCCGCUCCGGAUCGACACCGACUUCACACCUGUGGUGAUGAACCCAGAGAAGCACGUGCGUUUCUCGGCGGAGAACCGCGACAUCCGCGACCGCCGCUCCGACCUGAUCAAGUCGUUCGUGUGGCCCGCCCUCAUGGACGGCAACCGCUGCGUCUUCAGAGCCGUCGUCCUCACCUGAUACAUCUCCACCCAAGCUCUGCUACCCUGGUGACUGAUCGACACCAUCAUUAUCCACAACUAUUUGGACAGUUUUCCUUUGCAACAGUUUCAAUUGUGGAUCCUAUUGGAUUCGGUAACGCUUCCAAUGUUUGUGAAUAAGAAAACUUGCCUAACGAUGUAUUAUUUAAUGUUCUUCGCAAUCAGUCCAGUUGUGAGCUCCUGUUUAUUGCUAAUGUUUACAAAGAUAUGAGGAACGGAUUGGUCUAUGACCAUGUUCCAUUAUUUAUGAUGCAAUUUGCUACAAAGCAUACAGCCUUGUUUCUUGUCUUCCACGGUACUGACAAUUUUUCAAAAUUUAUUCCAAUUAAGAAAAAAUGUUAGGAAAAUUGUAUGUUUUGUCUUUUCGUUGAAUUAUGUCUACCUUUGUACAUUCGUCAUUAGUUUCCUUGGUUGUAAGCGGUAUUCUUGUGAAAUCUAGUCUCAUUCAAAGCUGUUCAUACAAUUUUGUUAUUUCAAUGAAAACUAUUUAAUUGUACUUGUAAACAGUUUCUAAUAUCUUCAAAGAUUUUGUGUGAGACUAGAUUGACUAAGCACAAAAAUGCUGUAAAAGUUGAUAAAACAAAUAUUAUUGAUGAUUCAGAAGAACAUUAGUGUCGGAAUUAAUGACGAUGUACACGUGAGUCCAGUGCAGAUGACGAAGACAACAAUCAGUAGUUCACCGAAACAAACAGGACAUACACACCAAAUUAUCGACACGACAGAAUUAGCGUCAUUUAGCAAGAAUUGUAUUAUCCCUUGACUAAGCAGCGGAUUGUUUGUCUUUUAUCAAUAACAAUAAAAUCGUAUGACGAUUUACAUAUCGCUAGCUAUAUUUAUAUCACGAAGUUUCCUCUUGUACAAAAUGUCUUCUAACUUUCUCUAAUAAGUGUAAGUGUAUCACGUAGCUAUUAACUAGGUGUAGUAAAUUAUUACUUAAUUUGUAACAUUAACACUGAACAAUAAAGAAUAAUUUAAGCGAAA
Spodoptera frugiperda (fall armyworm) is the source of this 2968-nucleotide messenger RNA. RefSeq lists its product as uncharacterized. Bases 282 to 1967 code for a protein of 561 amino acids. Gene Ontology annotation, cellular component: mitochondrial outer membrane. The transcript has 11 exons. The record is from RefSeq and is a predicted model, not a curated record. Lineage: Eukaryota; Metazoa; Arthropoda; Insecta; Lepidoptera; Noctuidae. Gene Ontology annotation, biological process: mitophagy by internal vacuole formation; mitochondrial protein catabolic process.